Molecule: messenger RNA, 4058 nt
Organism: Prinia subflava (tawny-flanked prinia)
Lineage: Eukaryota; Metazoa; Chordata; Aves; Passeriformes; Cisticolidae
Gene: FSTL5
Product: follistatin like 5
Exons: 12
Biological process (GO): cell differentiation; multicellular organism development; regulation of BMP signaling pathway
Molecular function (GO): protein binding; calcium ion binding
Source: RefSeq, a predicted model, not a curated record
GGUAUCUUGUCCAGGAUGGCCAUUUUGGAUCAUGUGAGAACAAGUACUGUGGCCUGGGCCGACACUGCGCUGUGAACGGGAGGACUGGCCAAGCUGAGUGUCUGUGCAUGGAGCGCUGCAAGCCACAUUACAAACCUGUGUGUGGGUCUGAUGGAGAAUUCUACCAAAACCACUGUGAAGUGCACAGGGCUGCCUGUCUGAAAAAGCAAAAGAUCACCAUUGUACACAAUGAGGACUGUUUCUUUAAAGGGGAUAAAUGCAAACCUACUGAGUACACUGAAGUGAAAAAUAUGUUACUGGAUCUACAAAACCAGAAAUACAUUGCACAAUCAAAAGAUAAAACUUUUGGUGAGAAAAUGGCGUUAAAGAAACUUCUUGUAGAUCAAAUGUUUAAUUCUUUUGAUUCAGACAAAAAUGGACUUGUGGAUACUAAUGAAUUGUCUCAGGUAAUAAAACGGGACGAGCUUGGCAAGGAACCGUCCGAGUGCUCUGUGUUCGAUUUGCUGAAAUAUGAUGAUUACAACGGGGACAAGCACCUAGCCCUGGAAGAGUUCUACAGAGCUUUUCAUGUAGUUCAGCUGAAUCUGCCUGAAGAUCAAAAAAUAAGCACCACUGCAGCAACAGUGGGACAGAGUUGUGUCUUAAGUUGUGCCAUUCAGGGAACCCUGAGACCUCCCAUCAUCUGGAAGAGGAACAAUGUCAUUCUGAACAGUUUGGAUUUGGAAGAUAUCAGUGAUUUUGGAGAUGAUGGGUCCUUGUACAUCACUAAGGUUACCACAACUCAUAUGGGAAAUUACACCUGCUAUGCUGAUGGGUAUGAUAAGCUCUAUCAAACUCAUAUUCUCCAAGUGACUGUUCCACCAGUUAUCCGAGUCUAUCCAGAGAGCCAGGCAAGGGAGCCAGGGGUGACGGCAAGCCUUCGGUGCCAUGCUGAAGGUAUUCCCAACCCACAACUUGGCUGGCUGAAGAAUGGAAUUGAUAUCACUCCAAAGUUGUCCAAACAGCUAACUCUUCAAGCAAAUGGUAGUGAGGUUCACAUUAGCAACGUGCGCUAUGAAGAUACAGGAGCAUACACUUGCAUUGCAAAGAAUGAAGCAGGGGUGGAUGAAGAUAUUUCUUCUCUCUUUGUGGAAGAUUCUGCUCGAAAGACUCGUCUGGGAAUUGGGAACAUGUUUUAUGUUUUUUAUGAAGAUGGCAUCAAAGUAAUACAACCAGUGGAAUGUGAAUUUCAGAGGCAUAUUAAGCCUAGUGAAAAACUCCUCGGUUUUCAGGAUGAAGUUUGUCCCAAAGCAGAUGGUGAUCCUGUUCAGCGGUGUGUUUGGGCAACUGCUGUUAAUGUAAAAGACAAGUUCAUAUAUGUGACUCAGCCCACACUUGACAGAGUUCUCAUUGUUGAUGUACAGUCUCAGAAAGUUGUACAGGCAGUGAGUACAGAUCCUGUUCCAGUGAAACUACAUUAUGAUAAAUCACAUGAUCAAGUCUGGGUGCUGAGCUGGGGAACCAUGGAAAAGAAUUCACCAACUUUGCAGGUGAUAACACAAGCCAGUGGGAGUGCUUCUCAUCACACAAUCCAUACUCAGCCAGUGGGAAAGCAGUUUGACAGAGUGGAUGACUUUUUCAUUCCAGCUACAACCCUUCUCAUUACCCACGUACGGUUUGGAUAUAUUCUUCAUAAGGACGAUCCCAUGCUCCGGAAAAUUGAUCUGGAAACGAUGUCGUACAUCAAGACAAUCAGUUUAAAGGAUUAUAGUUGCGUUCCUGAGUCGCUGGCUUAUACCCAUCUUGGAGGAUACCUUUUUGUCUGCUGUAAGCCUGACACCACCGGGGCUGUCCUGCCGCAGCUCAUAGUGGAUAGCGUUACGGAUUCCGUGAUUGGAUACAACGGCGACGUGACGGGCACGCCGCACGUCUCUCCAGAUGGACACUACCUGCUCAGCAUUGACGAUGCAAAAGGCCUCAUGAGGAUCCAGUCCAUAACAGUGAGAGGAGAAAUACAGGAUGCAUUUGACAUUCACACUAAUUUGCACAUAUCUGAUGUAGCUUUUCAGCCGUCCUUCACUGAAGCUCAUCAAUACAACGUCUACUGCAGCUCCAGCUCACAAACUGAUGUCCUCCUCAUGGAGCUCUCCUCUGGCAAGGUGAAGAUGGUGAAGAGUCUGAAGGAGCCCAUCAAGGCAGGAGAAUGGCCUUGGAACAGUAAGAACCGUCUUAUAAAAGACAGUGGCCUUUUUGGUCAGUAUCUCAUGACCCCUUCCAAGGAAUCUCUGUUUAUCCUGGAUGGACGGCUCAAUAAGUUAAAUUGUGAAAUCACCGAAGUUGAGAGAGGCAACACAGUAAUUUGGGUUGGAGAAGCAUAAGAAUCUGUGUUAGAUAUUUACGGAGUUAAUAGUUUUAUGGUACACUGCACUUAAAUUACACCAUUCUUCAAAUCUACACAAUUUUAAAUUGUUAGGCCCCUCUAUACCUGUUAUUUCUUUGACAUGUACACAAUUUGAAUCAACUUCCACAUAAAAGUGGCUAAAAUGAUGGCUAUUUAAUAAUGGUACGCCUUAUGAAUUAUCAACUAAGACUGUGUUGUUUGAAAUAACUAAAUGUUGAAAUUGACAAUAAGUAUAAUAAAUUACUGUAAAAAAAAAGAAAAAAAAAGCUUCAGGAAAUUUAAUAUGAUACUUUGCAUUUGUAAAUGAAAGACUUAAACAUGAUUCAAAUUUUGUGUUGUUUUGCUUCAGACACAAAACAAGAGCUGUUGUACAACCUUUGACUACUUAAGCUGAAAUUUUAUGUCCUGUCCAGUCCACUAUUAAAUCUUUUUGUGCCUUGAAGCAAAAGUUUCACAAGACAGACAUAGAAAUUAUAAAAUUCAUUUCCACUGUGGCUACAGGAUUGUUUGUCAUUGGAAAGAAAAUUUUGCUAUCGAAUUCCAAGUGUCAAGUUGUGCAACAUACAAUGACAGGAGAAAAAAAGAAGAAUUAUAUUUGCAGUGCUUUCUGAUCACUGCAUUUUGGAGUUUAUUUCUAUGGUGUCUCAGUUAAAAAGCUGCUUGCAGAAGCUUAACCUUUUGUUAGAAAAAAAAUAAAUGUUAGGUUUUUCAGCUAUCACAGCGUGGCAUCAGCAAGGAGUUUCAAGUCUACUGAAGAGAAAUAUUGCACAUCCUUUCAGAAUAUACCACAUUCUAAAAACCUAGUAUCACAAAGCUUCACUUAUAUCAUUGAGGAAACUGUUAAUUAAACAUGAAGAAAACACAUUUUAAGAAAGUGAGAAUGCAAAGAACUGAAGACUAGUAGACAACAUUUUUGCUUAUUCAUUGUACCAUUGAUUCCUAUUUGUUAAACCAUUUUGUUAGCUCAACAGGUUUUCUAGUCCUUGCAUCCAAAUGGAUUAGUGCAAAAAAACCAAAAAAACAAAACAAAACAAAACAAAAAAAAACCACAAAAAAAACAAACAACAAUAAAAACUUUGUAUUUUUUAUAGUUUGUUUACUUAGUAUUCUAAUAUAACACUGGUUAAACAUGUAAAUGGGAAAAAUAAGAUUCCCAGAAGCAGAAUAACUAGUCAAUAGAAAGCCAGCAGUGAACAUCUAUCCAGACUCAGAGCAAUGACUUACAAGUUUGAGGGGAUUUUCAUUUUUAUUAUUUUUGCUAAAGAAUGCUUAUAAAUUCUUAAACUGACCUCCAUUUACUGAAGGCAAUCAGAAAAAAUAUCUUUUUUUAAACAAUAUUUUACUGCAAUUUAGAUUGUGUAAAAUUGCUUUGAAAUCUGUAAUUUUCUAGCAUUGUAGUCUUGUGUGCAUUGAGCAUUCUGCCCUGUGUGGUACAGUAGAUCUCUCUUUAGCUUGGGCAAACCUCUGGGUAAGUAGCUUUAGCUGAGAUAAAAAUUUGCUUACAUUUCUAGCUACUGAAUCUCUUUUCCUUUUUAAGAACUCCUCUGUAUUGUGAACAAACAAUAAUCAUGUAAACUGUCUGUUACUCAAUUGCAGUAGUCCGUCUCAUGCAGUUUUUGUUCUGUAAUUUAUACCACGUGAAUGUUCUGUAUGUAGAAAAUGCUUGACAAAAGGAGAA